Xiphophorus couchianus (Monterrey platyfish) is the source of this 1783-nucleotide messenger RNA. Its product is annotated as olfactory receptor 52K1-like. The transcript has a single exon. NCBI's taxonomy places the organism in Eukaryota, Metazoa, Chordata, Actinopteri, Cyprinodontiformes, Poeciliidae. Bases 483 to 1451 code for a protein of 322 amino acids. The record is from RefSeq and is a predicted model, not a curated record. Gene Ontology annotation, cellular component: membrane. Gene Ontology annotation, molecular function: olfactory receptor activity; odorant binding; G protein-coupled receptor activity. Gene Ontology annotation, biological process: detection of chemical stimulus involved in sensory perception of smell; G protein-coupled receptor signaling pathway.
GUCCCACAUUCAGACUUUUAUAAGAGACAAUGCAACUGUUUGUGUUAAGAUACAGAAAAAUCUGCAAGUAUUCAUCUGUACAAGUUAAAUAACUUUUCAAAGCUAAUGGAAUUGAUGUGUGAGCUUAAAGAUAUAACAAGUCCAGUAAUGAACCAGUUGGACCUCUCCGUAGACCAAAUUAGUGAAAUAAAUAAGGUAUUUCAUAAUGGCUUUCAAAGUUUUAAGUUAAUCUCAUGGGAUAAACAGGGACAUAUAUUUUAUCUGGUACGCAAGUCACCUUCCCAGCUGUCCACCUGCAGCUUCUCAGAUAAACCCCAUACUGCUGCGGCUAAACGACAUUCAUGGAACAUUAGGUGAGCUGAUUUACUUUAGUUUUUAGUACAGCUGUGAUAUCAGUAUUUCAAAUAAAUGUCAACACUUUGCUUUUCAGACCUUACUUUUAAACAGAUGCCGUCUUUCAAUAAAAGCUUUGCAGAUGAGUGAUGUCUUCCUUUAGGACUGUUUCAAACACUUCUGUCAUCAUUCACCCUCCAGGCUUCUACAUUGUUGGAUUUGAUUCAUUUCCCUUCAUAUCUGUGUAUUUCAUCUUCCUGGCAUUUGUUUAUGUGUUUUCAGUGAUGUUUAACUGUUUGCUGAUUUAUACAAUUGCUGUGAAUCACAGUUUGCACACUCCAAAAUUUCUGGCCAUCACCAACCUGGCAGUGAUAGAUUUAGUCUUUAACUCCUGCACCAUUCCUGGCAUGAUAAAGAUUUUUCUAAUCAAGGAUAACUUUGUUCCAUUUAACCUGUGUCUUGUACAAAUGUUUGUAUAUUAUGCAUUUGUAGCACUAGAAUCGUAUGCUCUCACAAUACUGGCCUAUGACAGGCUGAUUGCUAUAUGUUUCCCGUUUAGACAAAGCUCAGUCAACACAGUGCGCAGCAUGUGCUGCAUUAUCAGUGUUACCUGGUGUUUAGCUGUUGGAGUGGCAGGAUUUUCAACAAUCAUAAUGACCCGACUGUCUUUUUGCAACUCUGUCAGAGUGGUUAGUUAUUUUUGUGACUAUGCACCUGUGUUUCGACUUGCCUGUAAUGAUAACUCAUUGCAAUGGUCCACAGCUUCAUUCUCCUCCAUUUUUGUCCUCGGGGUGACUUUUGUUUUCAUUUUCCUCACUUAUGUGAGCAUCCUGGUGACUGUGUUCAGGAUGAAAUCUGUGGACCGACGAGUGAAAGCUUUGGCCACAUGUGUUGAACAUAUAACUGUUGUUGCUAUAUUUUACAUUCCUAUUUUUGUUAUUUUUGCCAUUGGAUUUUAUUCAAGGGUAGUUGAACCAGAGAAGAGAGUUCUGAGUCUGUCGUUGGCAUCUUGCAUGCCUCCUUGCAUUAAUCCUAUUGUUUAUUCUCUGAAAACAAAAGAGAUCAAAAUUAGAGCACUGGCUAUCUUUAGAAAAUCUAAAGUUAAUGCAAAAAUCUGAGCAAAAUCCAAAUCAAUCCUCGUAGACUCUAGAAGUAACAAAUAACCUAGAAAAAAUAAUAAUGAACAGAUCUCAUCUCUGCUUUUUCCUUUGUUUUUUCUUUGUUGUCUUUAAUAUCAAUAUAUAUGAAGUUUUCAGUGAAUUACUUGAUUUUCUGGAACAUUUCUCGGCUGAUUUUAUUUUUAAAUUAGGGUAGGUUUUUUUUCUUUACUUAAUUCUUAUGUAUGGAUGCAUUUGUCUGUAGUCUGUUGAGAUGUCACCACACAUACUGUGGUACAAUUUUUUGUAAUCUGCACCUUGUAAAAGUCAAUUAAAACUAAGGGUUCAUUCUA